GGGAUGAGCGAGGGAGCGAGAGAGAGAGAGAGAGAGAGAGGUAGAGAGACACUGGUUGGUAACAGUAGCGGUUCACGGGUAUGGAGUAGCCGCGUCUUGUGCUCGGCGUCGGGGACCAAGAAAACGUGCAUCGGGGCUGAAACCACCAGUUGGGGAUUACGGAGAAACCUCCCGACGAUGUGUUGUGUUCUGUAGCUCUAAAAUCAGUUUGAAGGAAGCGAUAGAGACGCUGCGAUUUCUAUUUAGCUUUGAAAAUGGCGAACGAAUCUCCUGCUAAAAGUCUUGUGGAAAUAGACCUCGCAUCUCUCCGGGACCCUGCUGGGAUCUUCGAGCUGGUGGAGGUGGUCGGCAAUGGGACCUAUGGACAAGUCUACAAGGGUCGACAUGUCAAGACCGGCCAGCUGGCGGCCAUCAAGGUCAUGGACGUCACAGAGGACGAGGAGGAAGAGAUCAAACUGGAGAUCAACAUGUUGAAGAAGUACUCCCACCACAGGAACAUAGCUACGUACUACGGAGCCUUCAUCAAGAAAAGCCCCCCGGGUCACGAUGACCAGCUCUGGCUGGUGAUGGAGUUCUGUGGUGCUGGCUCCAUCACAGACCUGGUGAAAAACACCAAGGGAAACACACUGAAGGAGGACUGGAUCGCCUACAUCUCUCGAGAGAUCCUCAGGGGAUUGACUCAUCUUCACGCCCAUCAUGUGAUCCAUCGAGACAUCAAAGGACAGAACGUUCUUCUGACGGAGAAUGCAGAGGUCAAGCUUGUGGACUUCGGGGUGAGUGCUCAGCUGGACCGCACGGUGGGGCGGAGGAACACCUUCAUCGGGACACCUUACUGGAUGGCCCCCGAGGUCAUCGCCUGUGACGAAAACCCUGAUGCAACAUACGACUACCGGAGUGAUCUGUGGUCUUGUGGAAUCACGGCCAUCGAGAUGGCCGAGGGGGCGCCGCCGCUGUGUGACAUGCAUCCAAUGAGAGCCCUCUUCCUGAUUCCCAGGAACCCGCCCCCUCGUCUCAAGUCCAAAAAAUGGUCCAAGAAGUUCUUCAGCUUCAUCGAGGGCUGCCUGGUGAAGAACUACACCCAGCGGCCGCCCACGGAGCAGCUGCUGAAGCACUCCUUCAUCAGGGACCAGCCCAACGAGAGGCAGGUCCGCAUCCAGCUCAAGGACCACAUCGACCGCACCAAGAAGAAGAGGGGCGAGAAGGAUGAGACGGAGUAUGAGUACAGUGGAAGCGAGGAAGAGGAAGAGGAGACACCUGAACAGCAAGGGGAGCCCAGCUCCAUCGUCAACGUUCCGGGCGAGUCCACGCUGCGGCGCGACUUCAUCCGCCUGCAGCAGGAGAACAAGGAGCGCUCGGAGGCCCUGCGGCGCCAGCAGCACCUGCAGGAGCAGCAGCUCCGCGAGCAGGAGGAGUACAAGAGGCAGCUCCUCGCCGAGCGGCAGAAGCGCAUCGAGCAGCAGAAGGAGCAGCGCAAGAGGUUGGAGGAGCAACAGCGCCGCGAGCGGGAGAUGCGGCGGCAGCAGGAGCGCGAGCAGCGGCGCCGGGAGCAGGACGAGAAGCGGCGGGUGGAGGAGGUUGAGCGCCGCCGCAAAGAGGACGAGGACCGCCGGAGGGCCGAAGACGAGAAGCGGAGGGCCGACCGCGAACAGGUAGGAGGAGAGUAUAUCCGUCGCCAACUGGAGGAGGAGCAGAGGCACCUAGAGAUGCUGCAGCAGCAGCUGCUCCAUGAACAGGCCAUGCUCCUGGAGUGCAAGUGGAAGGAGCUGGAGGAGCAGAGACAAGCUCAGAAGCUCAAGAAACAGCUGGAGGAGGAGCAGGCGUCCCUCCUCUCUCUCCAGCAGCAUCAGCGGGCCGGCAGACCCCCACAGACCGCCCUAUCAGCUAGGGGCGGUCAGGUGGAGGUGGUCCAUGAGAGGACCCCACCCUCCCAGCUCCAAGAACCCGCCCCUGACUCUGAGCCAAUCAGAGAGGCUGACGAGCGCUACCGUAAGAAUAUCCAGGGCUCCCCCCAGACCAAGCCGCCCCCGCCGCCCCCCCGCUCAGAGUCCUCCCACCCCAAUGGCCCCGCCCCCACAGAGACCCCCGCCCUGCACCGGCCCAUGGAGCCCCAGGUGCGCUCCAACAUGGCCGCCUUAAAGAGCAACACCAGCAUGGCAGCUUCCUCCACCUCUUCCUCCUCCUCCACCUCUUCCUCAUCAUCCGCUAGCGCCCCUCCCUCCCACUCCCACUCCCACCCCAGCGCCCCAAACCAUCACCUCCGCUCCAAACAGGACCAUCUCAACCAACACCAACACAACCAUCCAUCUUCAUCAUCAUCAUCAUCAUCAGCACCAUCAACACCCCACCCCCAGACUAGACCCUCCCCCAGCAACCCCUCGGCCCCCCCAGAGGAGCUCCCACCCAGGGUUCCAAUGAGAACCACCUCCAGGUCUCCCGUGUUGUCAAGGCGAGAGUCUCCUCAGCACCAGGGCAACGCACCGCCCGCCAAGGCGGCCCAGCGCAACGCCAUCAGUGCUGCAGAGCCCAGGAUGCUGUGGGACAGUGAGCGCUUGGUGUCGCGGCCGGGGGGCGUGCCCAGCGGGGGGUCCAGCAGCUCCAGCUCCUCCAACAGCUCCACCAGCAGCUCCAGUAAGACCCCCACCCAGCAGGCGUCUGGGGACAAGAUCAGGCCCCGCACCUCCUCCAAGUCAGAGGGUUCCCCCCUCCAGAAGCCCCCCGCUGAGGAGAGGAGAGAGCAGAGCAGACCCUCCCGUACUGCGGACCUGACCGCGCUGGCCAAGGAGCUGCGGGCGGUGGAGGAGGUGGCCCCGCCCCACAAAGUGACCGAGUAUUCCUCGUCCAGCGAGGAGUCGGGCACCACCGACGAGGAUGACGAUGAGGAGGUGGACCAGGACGGAGGGGAGGAGUCCACCUCGGGGCCGGAGGACCCGCGGGCCGGCUCGUCCCGGGUGAGUAACGGGGAAAGCGCAUCGGCGAAGACCAUGGUUGUCCAGGACGACGGGGAUGACGCCGGCUCCACGCCGUGUAGAGACCGUACCCUGAUGGUCAGACAGAGCCCAGGGUCGUCCAUGGGGUCAGGGGUGGUGCACAGCAACCACGCCCUGCUCCCCGGGUUCUCCCCAGGGUCCGGCAGCCCCCACACGCCCAGCCCCCACCACCCCCACCCUCACCCCCACCCCCACCCCCACCAACACCCACACCACCCGGACCGCAACGGCUUCGCCGGCCGCAUCCACCUCCUCCCAGAUCUGAUUCAGCAGAGCCACCACCCCUCCUCCCCUGCCUCCUCCACCUCCUCCUCCACCUCCUCCCCCCCCUCCAGCCUGGGCAGCCCCUGCCCCGUCUCCCCCCACGUCCCCCUGGACCAGCUGGCCAUCUUCCUGGAGACGUUUUGGCAUGUUUUCUGACAGAAGCUCAUAAGUUAAGUUAUCUAUUCGUAGUCAAAAUACCGUCAAUGGGAAAUUCAUAGCAUUACUCGCUCAGCGUUGAAAAUGACCACUAGAUGGCGUCGAUUUUACUUUCCCUCCACUAUAUCUCUGCUUAGAUUCUGUGGGUGAUGGUCAUAAUGGAUAGUGUUAGGUGUUGGUGUUAUUGAUGUAAGUGUUGGGGUUUGUUUUCGGGUUAAUUUUGGGGUUAGAGCUUAUUAUUAUUAGUGUAAUUAGGGACAGGGUUAUAAGGGUUAGCUUCAGUGUUGGUGUUCACGGUCUGAAUGUAAUUCAUCAUCGUGUGCAGAGCCAGUCUUACAGCAGGGUGAGGGUAGUGGGUUAGUGUGGUACUAUGUGUGAGUUAGAGCCAGUCUUACAGCAGGGUGAGGGUAGUGGGUUAGUGUGGUACUAUGUGUGAGUUAGAGCCAGUCUUACUGCAGGGUGAGGGUAGUGGGUUAGUGUGGUACUAUGUGUGAGUUAGAGCCAGUCUUACUGCAGGGUGAGGGUAGUGGGUUAGUGUGGUACUAUGUGUGAGUUAGAGCCAGUCUUACUGCAGGGUGAGGGUAGUGGGUUAGUGUGGUACUAUGUGUGAGUUAGAGCCAGUCUUACAGCAGGGUGAGGGUAGUGGGUUAGUGUGGUACUAUGUGUGAGUUAGAGCCAGUCUUACAGCAGGGUGAGGGUAGUGGGUUAGUGUGGUACUAUGUGUGAGUUAGAGCCAGUCUUACUGCAGGGUGAGGGUAGUGGGUUAGUGUGGUACUAUGUGUGAGUUAGAGCCAGUCUUACUGCAGGGUGAGGGUAGUGGGUUAGUGUGGUACUAUGUGUGAGUUAGAGCCAGUCUUACAGCAGGGUGAGGGUAGUGGGUUAGUGUGGUACUAUGUGUGAGUUAGAGCCAGUCUUAC
Messenger RNA from Gadus macrocephalus (Pacific cod), 4324 nucleotides. Its product is annotated as mitogen-activated protein kinase kinase kinase kinase 4-like. The record is from RefSeq and is a predicted model, not a curated record. Gene Ontology annotation, biological process: protein phosphorylation. NCBI's taxonomy places the organism in Eukaryota, Metazoa, Chordata, Actinopteri, Gadiformes, Gadidae. Gene Ontology annotation, molecular function: ATP binding; protein kinase activity.